UCGGCUGAUCACUUCAUUCCAGCAUCUUGCUCAGCAAGGAAGCAAUCCAGCGCCACGAUGAUUCCUGGAGGCUUGACAGAGGCCAGACCUGCCACCCCAGAAAUCCAGGAGCUUGUCGAUGCGGUUAAACCUCAGCUUGAAGCAAAAACAAAUGAGACUUACGAAGAAUUCAAAGCUGAAUCAUAUAAAACUCAAGUUGUUGCAGGAGUCAAUUACUUUGUUAAGGUGAAUAUAGGUGGUGGACGUUACAUGCACUUGAAAAUAUUCAAAGGUCUUCCUGGACAAAAUGAGGAUUUGGUACUUGCUGGUUACCAGGCUGACAAAACCAAGGAUGAUGAGCUGACUGGCUUUUAG
Molecule: messenger RNA, 354 nt
Organism: Jaculus jaculus (lesser Egyptian jerboa)
Lineage: Eukaryota; Metazoa; Chordata; Mammalia; Rodentia; Dipodidae
Gene: Csta
Product: cystatin A
Exons: 3
Coding region: 58-354 (98 amino acids)
Cellular component (GO): cytosol
Molecular function (GO): cysteine-type endopeptidase inhibitor activity
Source: RefSeq, a predicted model, not a curated record